AACCAACCUUGAUUCAAUUAAAUAACAAAAAAAUGAGUAAACUUUUAAAGUACGAGGGGUUUAAUUACCUUAGACAAAGACUUAUUCUCGCCACUUUGAGUGGUAAACCUGUUCGUAUCGAAAAGAUUAGAUCUGAUGACGAAAAUCCCGGUUUGAAAGAUUUUGAAAUGAAAUUUCUCAACUUGUUGGAAAAGGUUACAAAUGGUUCUGUUAUCGAAAUCAGUUAUACAGGUACUUCUAUCCUUUACAGACCAGGAGCCAUUGAAGGUGGACGUAUUCAACACGAUUGUGGCACUGAUAGAAGUAUCAGUUAUUUUUUGGAACCCAUGAUUGCACUCGCACCUUUUUCAAAGAAACCCUUUGUUUUAAUAUUGGAGGGUAUCACCACUGAUCAUAUCGAUCCUUCAGUGGAUAUCAUUCGUACAGUGUUAUUACCUCAGUUAAAGCGAUUUGGUGUUGAUCAAAAUUUAGAGCUCAAGAUCACAAAGAGAGGUGCACCACCAUUGGGUGGCGGUGAAGUUAUGUUUACUUGUGUGCCUGUCCGUCAAUUAAAGCCUAUCCAAUUCACUGAAGAAGGUCGUAUUAAACGUGUCCGUGGUAUUGCUUAUUGUACUCGUGUGUCACCCCAAACAGCUAAUCGUUUAGUCGAAUCUGCUCGUUCAUUAUUGAACAGAUACAUUCCCGAUAUUUAUAUCUACACUGAUGUCUAUAAGGGUGCUGAAAGUGGUAAAUCACCCGGUUUUGCAUUAUCGUUAGUCGCAGAAUCCACCACAGAUGUUUUAUUAUCUGCAGAAAAGGCUGCUGAGCCUGGACAAACACCCGAGGAUGUUGGUAUCAUUGCAUCUAAAAUGUUACUUAAUGAAAUUCGUAAGGGUGGAUGUGUCGAUACUACAAGUCAAUGGUUAAAUUUAUUAUUAAUGAUUUUGGCCCCUGAGGAUGUUGGUAAAAUUAGAGUUGGUGAGCUUUCUGCAUUCACUAUCCAAUAUUUGCGUGAUCUGAAAUCAUUUUUUGGUGUAUCAUUCAAGAUCCAACCUGAUAAUUCUAAUGAUACCAUCGUCAUGACAUGUAUGGGUAUCGGUUAUGUUAAUCAAAACAAAAAGACAACUUAAAAAUAACAUUUGUACAAAAUAAAAUAUAUAUAAUUUUCCGAG
Mucor mucedo is the source of this 1151-nucleotide messenger RNA. RefSeq names its product RNA 3'-terminal phosphate cyclase. Lineage: Eukaryota; Fungi; Mucoromycota; Mucoromycetes; Mucorales; Mucoraceae. The record is from RefSeq and is a predicted model, not a curated record. Gene Ontology annotation, molecular function: RNA endonuclease activity. The coding region runs from base 33 to 1109 and encodes 358 amino acids. The transcript is spliced from 6 exons. Gene Ontology annotation, biological process: endonucleolytic cleavage of tricistronic rRNA transcript (SSU-rRNA, 5.8S rRNA, LSU-rRNA); ribosome biogenesis. Gene Ontology annotation, cellular component: nucleolus.